Molecule: messenger RNA, 1728 nt
Organism: Mercenaria mercenaria
Lineage: Eukaryota; Metazoa; Mollusca; Bivalvia; Venerida; Veneridae
Exons: 1
Coding region: 1-1728 (575 amino acids)
Biological process (GO): positive regulation of DNA-templated transcription
Cellular component (GO): chromatin; nucleoplasm
Molecular function (GO): zinc ion binding; ubiquitin-protein transferase activity; protein binding
Source: RefSeq, a predicted model, not a curated record
AUGGCUGAAUUGAUGGGAGAAAACGACCAGGUUCCUGGAAGAGUAAGGGAAGAAUUUUGUUUGCCAUGUACACGAAAGGAUAAAAAGACAGUUGCUACAGCGUUUUGUUAUGAUUGUGACAAUUUUCAGUGUACACAGUGCACGGACGUUCAUAAUGUUUUUGAUGUUAUGAAAGGUCACAAGAUGGAGAAAGCAAGUGAAAUCUCGAUAAAGGCAGUUAAAUUCGAUAUGGAAGGAUUGGACAAGUGUGUAACACACGGAAAUUUGUUCCAGUUUCUUUGUAACGAUCACGAUAAGCUUUGUUGUGGUGCAUGUGCCAUAAUUGAUCACCGGAAGUGUAACAAUGUCAUGGAAAUACAGAAAGUCGCAGUUGUUUCCGAAGAAGCGAGUAUGGAAGUACGAUCACGACUGUUCUGUGCAAAAGAGUUAUGCGAUUCCGCUGUAAUGCAUUGGAACUCGACAGAAAUAUCGUUACGUGACAGUGUAAAAUGUCUACCAGAAAAGAUCAACCAUAUAAGAGCUCAGAUGAAUAAAAAGUUCGAUGACCUUUUGCAAGACGUCGAGGAAGUUAGCGCUACGUUCAUGAAGCUUCAGUUGGACAAAGGAAACGAAAGUCGUUCCAACUGUGACUUUUUUACUAAGAGUUUCCAGACAUCCUUGAAGUUUCUAGAUGAAGUAAGUCUCCAUGGUACAGUUAUACAAAAAUUCGUAGCUGAACACGAAAUAAAGGAACAGGUCAAAAUCGUACAGGAACUAGUCGAGCAAACAUGUAAUCAGCUUGAAACUGCUGAUAUAUCAUUCAGGUUGAAUGAAACCUCGACACUAAAAGGAAUAAUAGAAGGCAUGGAAAGUCUCGGGACGCUAAAUACAGAGAAAAGUAAAGUAACAAUUGAUCAUGUCCGAGGGUAUAGACCUGUAAAGCUAGAACUUAUAACCUUCAUAGAUCUUAAGAAAUCAAAAUGUGAUGAAGGAGAACCUCUUUUAACCGGAAUGGAUUUCCUUCCUGAUGGGAGACUGAUAGCGGUAGAUAACUUUAACGCUACAUUACUGGUUUUCAAUGAUUGUUUGGUGAAAACUUGUUCUUACAAAUUGUCUUAUCAUCCACUGAGUAUUGUUACUGUGUCUGAAGAUACGAUGGUUAUUACAGCGGCGGCAGAUGGGAGCACUAAGAUAGAAUUUCUACAGGUUAGUAAAACUAAUGAAAUAGCUUAUAUGAAAACGGUGAAAGUAAGUGGACAAUACAAUUCAAUAUGUUUAAAGGACGACAAUCAUUUUGUUGUUGGAGCAUUUGGUGACGUCAGAUUAGCACGUAUUCUUUCAGUGUCAGGAGAGAAGAAAGACUUAAGUGUGAAGUUUCAUUCCAAAACUUAUCAUCCUGCGGCAGUAUCCUGCACAUAUAUAAAUGAACGUGAUAAAGUGAUAAUCAGUGACCGAGACGAGAAUAUAGUUUACAUAUAUGACGUCACAACCAACAGUAGAGUCGUCGUCAGGGACAGCAGAAUCCAGGAACCACAAGGUAUAGCGGUUGGUCCAAUGAACUGUGUAUUUGUCUGCUGUAAAUAUCCCAGCUCCGUUGUACAGAUUUCGCCAACCGGUGUGAUCCUGUCAUCACAUAAGUUAAACAUGAAGAAUACGUUUCGGGUUUGUGUUUCGAAAGACAAAACUAAACUUGCCGUAUCGAAUAUCUGCGAAGGAAAGAAGAAGCUGCAGGUUCUUAAGAUAGACUAG